Messenger RNA from Paralichthys olivaceus (Japanese flounder), 1824 nucleotides. Its product is annotated as transmembrane protein 150A. Gene Ontology annotation, biological process: protein localization to plasma membrane. The record is from RefSeq and is a predicted model, not a curated record. Gene Ontology annotation, cellular component: plasma membrane. Lineage: Eukaryota; Metazoa; Chordata; Actinopteri; Pleuronectiformes; Paralichthyidae.
AACACUAACAUCACUGGUUGGGGCAUGAUUUUUCGUGCUGGUAUGCAGCUAUAGGGUGGACUCCACGAGCACUUUACUCAGAUGUCUGAUUUUUGAGAGAGUGAACGGAACCAGGACUCAAGAAAUCCCUGUUUCAAUUUGAAUUUUAACUUUGUCAUCCUUAUCAACAAGACAUGGUGGUCUGGAUCAUCCUCCCCAUUGCCCUCUCGCUGGUGUCCUUCAUUGGAACAUGGAGCAUAUAUGGCCUGGCCUUCUCCAAUAAACACGUGUGCUCCCUCAGUGACUGGGGGGGUGAGAACUUCUGCACAGGGAAUCAUUCCGCUGGAUGUUGCCGUGUUCCAACCAUAAGCUCAAGUGGAACCAGCACACCAGAAAAUUCCCUUUUUACAGCCGUGAUCAACGCUGCAUCCUUCCUGUUUCUGGUCUUCUGCAUAUUCCACCAUGCACAUGUUAUGGAGAAACACGCAUGUCAUUCUAUGUUGAGCAAGUUUGCGCUGGUCUUUGGUGUGGUGUCGUCCAUCGGGGCCUUCGCUGCUGGAAACUGCAACCCUGGUUACCUGUCACUGCUUCACUACUUCGGAGCUGCCACCAGCUUCAUAUGCGUCUGCUUAUACACCAUCCUGCUCACUAUGCUGACCGGGAAGUGUGUGCUGACUGGGUACGAGAGGGCCCUCUACCUAUUCCGCAUCACCUCCACUGUGAUUCAAGCCAUCGUCACCCUCUGCUAUUUGGUUCUGUUUCCCCAGAAUGUUUACUUUUACGUCCACCUAGCGGCCAUAUUCGAGUGGAUGAUCAGUGUCAACUUGGAGCUGUUUGAGCUCAGCUACAUCGUGGAGUUUUACUUCUUCUCGUCCUUCAUGCUUUCAAACCUGCUGAACAAACGAGACGAAGAAAAGCCUCUCAUGAUGGUGAUGCCUUGAUUGAGGCUGCCAGGGUCCAGCUGAAUCACAUGGGCAGAGGAUGGACUUAAGGCAUUUGUAAGGACAGUGACUUCACCAUGGGGGGGACCAGAAAUGAUAUUUUUCAUCAACCUGCAGACACGGAUUUUAGCCAUUUAUAGAUAAUGAGCAAUUUUAUUCCCCCCUUUGGAAACUGUUCGCCGGGUGUAUCUGGUCUAGAGGUAAAUUAAUUAUUUUAUUUAAUUAUGUAUUGGAACUAGGCAAUUUGUGAACAAAAGACAUCAGAUGUAUUUAUUUUAUUUUUUUACAAGUGAUGUUGAUGCUCUGCCAAAGAUCAACUAAACUGGGGUAUCAUACUCUGAUACACUUUGUUUACAGAUUUUUUUUGUUGGAUUUUGAUCAGCAAUGAACUUAGAAGAAAUUAUUAUUGUAGACAUUAACAUGAAGGCUCAUGUAUGGAUCCAAGGACUUCUGUUUAGCUCAGGGACUUCAAUGUAAUUAUGACACUUGUGAAAACCGACAAAUCCUGUUCAUAGAUUUGACUGUGAGAUAACAGGUGGGAGGAGGAAGUGGACAAUAUUACGAUUUAAAGUUCCCGUAAGAGCAAAUUAUCCUGUUUGCAUGAAUGAGGAAAGAGUGACAAGUCAGAACAAAUUUGUUUUGACAGUUUAUCCACACUAAAAACAGGGAGGGAGAAAACUCAAUGGGCUAAGUUGAAUAAGUAUUAAGGCCAGGCAGCAUUAGCUAUUCUCAGAAUAGUGGGUGUUGUUUGUUCUGUUUGCAUUAAAAAGUUUUAGGUGUGAUCUGUUGAUGUAUUUCAGCUCUUGUGAGAACAAAACAAAUGAUUUAAAGGUACAGUGUGUAGAAUUUAGUGAUAUUUAGUGUUGAAAUUGCAUGUUGCAGCUGAACACCCCUCGCCUCACCC